Messenger RNA from Elephantulus edwardii (Cape elephant shrew), 630 nucleotides. RefSeq names its product transmembrane protein 139 (gene TMEM139). Bases 1 to 630 code for a protein of 209 amino acids. The transcript is spliced from 2 exons. The record is from RefSeq and is a predicted model, not a curated record. NCBI's taxonomy places the organism in Eukaryota, Metazoa, Chordata, Mammalia, Macroscelidea, Macroscelididae.
AUGGUGCCCUCCCACCUGUGGGCACACCUGAAGAAGUCCCUCCUGUACCUGAGCUGUUUCUCCUUCCUUCUGGGGCUGGCCCUGCUGAGCACCGGGCCCAGCGUGGUCCCCGCGUCCUACUUCUUCAUCGCGUUGAGUUGCUUCUUGGUGUUUGUCCGGCUCCUGGAUGCAUUACUGAGGAGGGGGUGCCCAGAAGCGCCAGCCCAGAGCCCAGGAACCUCGGAAAACGCUAGGGACAAUGAAGCCUUUGAGGUGCCAAGCUAUGAGGUGGCUGUGCAGCUGGAGCCACCCCCCAGCCCCCAGACGCAGGAGGAUCCACCGCCCUACAGCACUGUGAUUGCUCUGGGGCUUGAGGGCCAGCCGGGCCAUACAGAGGCACUCAGGAGAGGGGCACCCAGGAGAGGGGCACUGCGGAGGCGAGGGGCCUCAGAGGGCUCCCUGACCCAGGAAGGGAGCUCGAGAAGGCUCCGUGUCGGCUUGCCGCGGGCAGCGUCCACUGAACCAGACCUGCAGAACCUGGAGAUGACCACCAGAAUGGAACCCCUUACUCCACCCCCUACCUAUGAGGUCGACUUCGGUCACCGGGUCGAGGACAGUGUUUUCUACCAGGAUAACUGGGCACCACCAUAA